This is a messenger RNA of Ectocarpus siliculosus, 861 nucleotides long. The record is from the annotation of a GenBank genome assembly. NCBI's taxonomy places the organism in Eukaryota, Phaeophyceae, Ectocarpales, Ectocarpaceae.
AUGAGCAACAAGAGAAAAAUGUCUCUGCUUUCGUCGUUCGAGAACAUCUCACCCCAGGUCAUCAGCCGGGUGGGACGAGAGAUUCAAGACCUCCAGCGAAACCCUCCAGACGGUAUCCGCUUCUUGCCCCAGGAAGAGGACACCAUCGCUGAAAUCCACGCGGAAAUCAAGGGUCCAGUCGGGACUCCCUACGAUGGUGGGUCCUUCCACAUCAAGCUCGUCCUGAGCAACGAUUUCCCGCACUCGCCGCCCAGAGGUUUCUUCCUGACAAAGAUCUACCACCCCAACGUUGCGCCGAACGGUGACAUCUGCGUCAACACGCUCAAGAGAGAUUGGACGGCGGAGGUUACUCUGACCCACGUCUUGCAGGUAAUUCGAUGCUUGCUGAUCGUCCCCUUCCCGGAGUCGAGUCUGAACGACGAAGCCGGACGGCUGUUCAUGGAGAGCUACACCGAGUACGAGCGGCGCGUUAAGGUCUGGGUGAACGUCCACGCGUCCAAGUCUCUGUCGUCGGCCCCGGACGGGGGGGAGGCAACCAGCGGCGGCGGUAGCAGCGGCAGCGGAGCGGCUAUCAAAGGAGGCGUCGUGAAGGCGGGGGGGAACGGGGAUUCAGGAGCGGCGGUGGCAGCGACGGCGGCACCGGCGGCGGCGGUCAGUGGGAAGAAGGCGGCCCCAUCGGGCAAGAAGGGAUCCUCAUCUGCCAAAGUGGCUGUAGGCAGCGGCGCUGCGGGCGGGGUGGCCGGUGGCAAGCGAAGGGAGGACGCGGGGGCGGCGACGGCGGCAGGAGCGGCGGCGGCGCCGAGGAAGACCGUCAAGGACCGUCAAAAGGAGGCCAAGAAGAAGGGGCUCAAGCGCUUGUAG